Messenger RNA from Exophiala viscosa, 1127 nucleotides. Its product is annotated as short chain dehydrogenase reductase. The transcript has 2 exons. NCBI's taxonomy places the organism in Eukaryota, Fungi, Ascomycota, Eurotiomycetes, Chaetothyriales, Herpotrichiellaceae. The coding region runs from base 73 to 957 and encodes 294 amino acids. The record is from RefSeq and is a predicted model, not a curated record. Gene Ontology annotation, molecular function: oxidoreductase activity, acting on the CH-OH group of donors, NAD or NADP as acceptor.
AGGGGCCGAAAGCUAGGAAUAUUUUCCCAAGAUCUUAACAUAUCCUCCAAAGCGGCUCCGAAGCGACCGACAAUGGCCGAAGAACUUCACACAGGAUUUUACUUCACGCCUACACUGCACAAAGACACAUAUCCUGCCAUCGACCCGACCAGGUGUGAUCUCAGUGGUAAAUAUGUAUUCAUCACGGGCGCUUCUAAGGGCAUAGGGCGAGCAACUGCACUAUCCUUCGCUCGAGCCGGAUGCAGCGCCCUGGCACUUGGCGCACGGUCGGACUUAUCUGAGGUCGAGGAACUCGUGACACGAGCAGCGACUGAGGUUGGAAAACCGGUCCCGAAGAUCUUAAUCGUGAAGCUCGAUGUCGCGGACCAGGCCAGUGUCGACCAAGCCGUGGCCAAGAUAUCAUCUGGAUUCGGCAGACUCGACAUCCUUGUCAACAACGCCGGGUAUUUGGAAAAGCGGGCCAAGAUUGCCGACAGUGAUCCGUCUGAGUGGUGGAAGACCUGGUCUGUCAAUGUUCUGGGACCUUACCUCGUCACUCGUGCAUCGCUGCCGCUCAUGCUCGGCACGGAAGAUUCAUCGAAGAUCAUCGUCAACCUGUGCAGUCUGGGAGCACACUUAUUGGCACCCGGAGCAUCGGCCUAUCAGCCCAGCAAGUUGGCAGUGCUGAGAUGGACAGAAUUCCUUGACGUGGACCAUAGAUCGGACGGUGUGCUGACCUUCGCGUUGCACCCUGGAGGUGUUCUGACCGACAUGGGUCAGCGGUUGCCUAUCGAGAGACAGAGUGCCUUGACUGAAACGCCUGAGUUGGCAGCCGACACUCUCGUCUUCCUGACGGAGAAGCGGAGGGAGUGGCUGGCAGGCCGGUACAUAGCUGCAACUUGGGACAUGCCCGAAUUCCUGGCCAAGAAAGAGGAAGUCGUUAGCGGAGACAAGCUGAAAGUGCGCAUGGUCGUGUAGACCUCAUCCCCUAUGCCGCAGUAUAUAGACUUAGAGAUUAUCCACGUCAGGCUUCAAUCAUCUGCUGCGAAUGGUGGGGAUUGUGCAAUAACUAGGAACCAUCGGGCUUCGCAGCCUUGCGGGCAGAGAUAUCCUCAAGACGAAUUCUGUGGCGUGAAAACGCUAUAUUU